Nicotiana attenuata is the source of this 540-nucleotide messenger RNA. RefSeq names its product photosystem II 5 kDa protein, chloroplastic-like. Bases 118 to 435 code for a protein of 105 amino acids. The transcript has a single exon. NCBI's taxonomy places the organism in Eukaryota, Viridiplantae, Streptophyta, Magnoliopsida, Solanales, Solanaceae. The record is from RefSeq and is a predicted model, not a curated record.
UUUGUUGCUUUUCCACUUGUACAUAUAACAUUAUAUUCUAACUAACAAAAAGAAAACAUUUCUUUUGUUCAAAGUUCUUUCUCAAACACAAAUACAAGAAAUCUAUAAACCUUUCCAAUGGCUUCCAUCACCAUGACAUCCUCUUUCUUGGGCGGCUCCGUCAUGGCCCCGGCCAAAGCCCCCGCGGCCGACCACCGCGGGGUUGUCAUGGUGAAGGCAAGUUCAUCAAGUAAUGUGGUGAUGAACAAGAAGAAAGAGAGCAACAACAGUGGGAGAAGGGAGUUGUUCUUUGCCGUGGCGGCAGCCGCUGCUUUGUCCGUCGCCACGGUGGCGAUGGCGGACGAGGAGGAGCCGAAGAGGGGAACGGCGGAGGCCAAGAAGAAGUACUCUUCAGUUUGUGUUACAAAUCCAACUGCAAGAAUUUGCCGCUACUGAUGAAGUGAGGGAAGUUUACAAAUUACAAUAUGCAUGUUCUUUUGUAGUACAUUAUGGAUGUAAAAACCUUUCUUUCAUGUGAUUUAAUAUUUUACUUUUCACGGA